Molecule: messenger RNA, 1560 nt
Organism: Vicia villosa (hairy vetch)
Lineage: Eukaryota; Viridiplantae; Streptophyta; Magnoliopsida; Fabales; Fabaceae
Product: RNA pseudouridine synthase 5-like
Exons: 14
Coding region: 65-1177 (370 amino acids)
Biological process (GO): pseudouridine synthesis
Molecular function (GO): pseudouridine synthase activity; RNA binding
Source: RefSeq, a predicted model, not a curated record
CAUUUUUAUCAAAAUUUAAAAGCUAAGCUAAAAGCCUAAAACAUAAUAAGCAAAAAAGUUAACAAUGACGAGCCCAAAGAAAAUCGGGAUUCCUUGGCCGGAAUUCAACGACGGUCUUUCCUAUCACGACGUCGUUCGACCCUCCGACACCGGUUUAACACUAAUUGAAUUUUACUCCAACAAGUACAAAAGUUCAGCUCCAUUACAAGGUUGGUUGCAGCGUAUAAAAAAUGACCAGAUUUCAGUUGAUGAAGGAGUUGUUACUGAUCCAAACACACUCCUCAGAGUUGGCUCAAAGCUAGUCUAUCAUAGACUUCCGUGGAAGGAACCCGAUGCACCGCACACCAUAGAAGUCUUGUAUGAAGAUAAUGACAUUAUAGCUCUAAAUAAGCCUUCUGGCCUGCAAGUUCUGCCGGGAGGUCUCUUCCAGCAAAGAACAGUUUUAACACAGCUUCAGUGGGAAACCAACAAUAAAAGUACCUCUGAAGAACACCAAAAUCCUCAGCCUGUUCCAGUGCAUCGUCUAGGGAGGGGAACUUCAGGAAUUUUAUUAUGUGCAAAGACAAAACUGGCCAGAGCUAAUCUUGCAUCUUAUUUUGCUGAUGGAACAUCUCGCCUAGGAGGAAAAAGGGAUACAAACCAGGAGCUGGGGAAGAUUGUAAAGAUAUACCGAGCACUUGUGAGUGGGAUAAUUGAUAAUGACACGGUGACAAUUAAUCAACCAAUUGGAAUUGUAAAAUAUCCUGGUGUUGCUAAGGGGUUAUAUGUUGCUUCUCAAUCAGGGAAACCAGCACUCAGUGUAGUGGACAUUCUAGAAAGGAAUGUAAAAGAAAAUAGCACAUUAGUACAGGUGAAGAUUCAAUCUGGACGACCACAUCAAAUCCGCAUUCAUCUCUCUUUCAUAGGGCAUCCUUUGUUAGGUGAUCCUCUCUAUACUGUUGGCGGGCAGCCAAAAUGCUUGGAUUUCGACUUCGUGGAUGAGAGUUUUGCUAAAGAUGGGGGUUAUACAAGGCCUGCAAAACCAGUUCCUGGAGAUUGUGGGUAUUCUCUACAUGCACAUAAAUUGUUUCUCUCCCAUCCAAUAAUUAACGAGUUAAUCGAAAUUAAUGCGCCCCUUCCUUCCAUCCUCCAAACACAUGAAGAAACACCUAUUGUGCAGAGACAACUGCUUUAUUGACAAUGGUAUGAUUAUUGAAAGAUGCUAUACGCUUGGAAGACAAUUUUGACUCAAUUUUGCAAAAUGUGAACGAACUUUGACUCAAUUUUGAUAACGAGGCAAAUAUGAUUGAGUAACCUAUUUUUAAAAUCUCCAGUUUUCACUAAGGGCAAUAGUGUUGAAAAUUAACUAUUGGUCUGCCACCUGUGAAAAUAAAGGAAGGCAGCAUGGGAAAAAUCGAAAAAGUCAUUGCUUUCUUCGCCAUACUUAUGGCCUAACUUCAAUACAAUCUAUUUUUAAAGUGGGUCCCUCGCACUCUUUAAUUACUUUGAGGAAUACAGGGAAAAUUUACCAGCGCAGAGCCUGUUGAUGAAUGUCAAAUAAUCGUAAUCUAUUUAAUCACU